This is a messenger RNA of Rotaria sp. Silwood2, 256 nucleotides long. The record is from the annotation of a GenBank genome assembly. NCBI's taxonomy places the organism in Eukaryota, Metazoa, Rotifera, Eurotatoria, Philodinida, Philodinidae.
UGUUUUUUUGUUUGGUCUAGUAAAUGAUUUAACUAUUGCAAAUAAUCCAUACAUAUCAUCAUCUCAUUGUAUAAUUGAAUUUGAUAAUGGACAUAUUUAUAUACGUGAUACAAGUUCAAAUGGUACAUUAAUUAAUCGAUCAAGAAAAAUUAGUCAAAAUGAUUGUCCUAUUGAACUUCAUUCAGGUGAUAUUGUUCAUCUUGUAUUUCGUAAAGAUGAACCUCAAUCAAGUAAGUUUAUUAAAUAUGUAAAAUAG